Etheostoma cragini (Arkansas darter) is the source of this 1035-nucleotide messenger RNA. RefSeq names its product TatD DNase domain containing 3 (gene tatdn3). The record is from RefSeq and is a predicted model, not a curated record. NCBI's taxonomy places the organism in Eukaryota, Metazoa, Chordata, Actinopteri, Perciformes, Percidae. The transcript has 10 exons. Bases 120 to 944 code for a protein of 274 amino acids. Gene Ontology annotation, molecular function: hydrolase activity, acting on ester bonds.
AAGCGUCGCAGAAGAGUUCCGCUCUGCCGUAAGCUAUUGUUUUCAAAGACAAAAUGGGCAAAUUUUGCAGUUUUCAAGUAUAGUAUGCGCUCUUAGCUAUCAUUAAUUUUACGUUUUCAAUGGAGUAUGGCUUCGUUGACUGUCACUGUCAUAUAUCAGCCUUGGAGUUUGCAGAGGAUCUAGAGGAUGUGAUCCAAAGGACCAGGGAGGCUGGGGUAAAGACUUUAGUUGCAGUUACAGAAGAAGUCAGUGAGUUUGACAUAGUUCUCCAGCUGCAGGAACGUUAUCCAGAUGUGGUGGCCCCAUGUUUCGGCAUCCAUCCGCUGCAGGGUGACGAGGGCCCCGCACAGCGCAGCGUGAAGCCUCAGGAGCUGGAUGCUGCCCUUCCACAAUUCUUCAAACACAGGGAACGCCUCGUCGCUAUCGGAGAGAUUGGUUUGGACUUCACGCCGUGGUGUGCUCCCACUCAGCAGGACCGAGACGGCCAGAUGGAUGUCUUCAUUAAGCAGCUAAACAUCGCUAAGGAGCUUGACCUGCCUGUGAACGUCCACUCACGAUCAGCGGCUAAGGUCGUCAUAGCGACCAUGAGAGAACAAGGCGUCAGUCGGGCUCUGCUUCAUAACUUUGCGGGGAAACCGUCGGUAGCUCUGGAGGGCGUGAAGGCUGGAUUCCUCUUCUCCUUUCCCCCUGCUGUCUGCAGGAACCACCAGAGAGACACACUGAUCAAGCAGAUCCCGCUGGAACACAUCUGUCUCGAAACGGACUCUCCCGCACUGGGGCUCGACAAGCACGUGAGGAACGAGCCCUGUAACAUUGUUCUGUCCUGCCGGUACAUCGCUGACGUCAAAGGUCUGUCUUCUGAAACUGUUCGGCUCGUCACCGGGCAGAAUGCACACAGACUUUUCCCCAAAGUUGACGCUCACGUGCCGUACACAUGUUUCUGAAAUGCAAUGUUUGGCCUGAGGGUGGCGCCAGACGCAACUUAAAGAUAUUAGCUUAACCCUUGUGUUGUCCUUCGGGUCCCAGAGACCAUCC